AGAUAAGAUUAAACUCAGUCGCACACAGUGAAGGUGUUGCUAUAUUUCGUUUCAGUUAAAUAUGGAAGAAGAUAGUGGCUUACAAGAAAUUACCAACGAGGAUUUGGCCUUGUUCAAGGAUGCUUUGACUGGAGCAGGCUGUGAUAAUCUUGAGGUGAAGAUUUACACCAUCAAACGGAUAGCUUCAUUAGCCAAAGUACUAGGGCCUGAAAGAACAAUUUCAGAACUACUGGAAUUCAUAGAUUCCCAACUGGACUGUUUAGAAGAUGAAGUCCUAUGCGGUUUGGUAGAAGAACUAGAGCUCUUCCUACCGCUGGUUGGUGGACCAGAUCACUGUUACGAGUUGUUCUCAAUACUCCUGAAGAUCAGCAGAUCGGUUGACGAAACGUUGGUCAGGAAUAAGGCAGUAGAAGCCAUCAAGAAUCUGCUGAGCGAAAUUGAUCAGCAACUUACAGAGAAGUUUGUUGUUGCCAAUUUGGUUGGUAACAAUGACAAUGUUUGGUUUUCUGAGAAAUGUUCAACACUAUCGCUCAUACCAGUUUGCUACCCAAAAGCUUCUUCAGAUAACAAAAUACUCCUCAGAGAAAAAUACUGUCAAAUGUUCGAAGACACUUCAGCCCUCGUUAGAAAACUGGCUGCCAUUGGCCUUCCUGACUUCAUCAAUGUCUUGCAGAUGGAGCAUGUUUUGAAGGAGAUAGUGCCUUUGUUGAACCUCAUCGUAGAAGAUGAACAGGAAGCAGUGAGGAUGAGUGCAAUCGACGUAGCUCUCAGCAUAGCGUGCAAAUCGAAAAACCAGGAAAUACGAAAUAACAUGUUCGAUGUUGUUAAAAAACAAUGUGAGAAAAACUCAUGGAGAUUACGCCAAAAAGUUGCAAUGGCCAUCAACGAAAUUGCUGCAGUGUUCGGUGAAGAAGAUUUAAUCGAAAAUAUCCUCGAAAUGUACGAUAGCCUCAUCAACGAUAGAUCCACAGAAGUGAGAAUAGAAGCCGUGCUGAAUCUGUACAACUUCGCAGAGAGCCUCCACACCAAACUCAGUACAAUAGAAGAACCCAAACGAACGUUUGACGAAAUAUUCCUCCAGGAGUUAAUGCCUACUAUCAUCUCCAUAACCCACGAUUUUACAGAUGAGGUCAAAAUAGCUUUCUCCUCGGUUGUUUUAUCCUUAGGGCUCCUGAUACCAGAUGAAGUCUUCAAGGAGACCAUACUGUCAAUUGUGAUUAACGGAUUAGAAAAAGACAUGCCUUUGAUGUUCAAGGAGAACAUCCUCAUGAACCUAGGUUUUCUACCAAAAGAUGUUGAUCUCAUCAAAUCUCUCUCCUCCAUCAAGAACAUCAUAAAGCACAUUCUGGUGACCUCAGAAACGUCUUGGAGAACCAGAAGAAGUCUUCUGGUUAGCUUCGUCCAUGUCUGUAAAUUUUGUUCCGUAGAAUAUUUCCAGGAGAAUCUUCUAGUUUAUUACAUCCUUCUACUGAAGGACAACAUUUAUGCCGUUAGAAGAACAGCAGCAACUAUAAUUCCAAUUCUUACGAAAAGAUUUGGAAUUCACUUCUUCAUACGUGAAAUAAUGCCUCAAAUCAUGGAUGUACUCAAAAGCAGAAAAUACCUAAUGAGGUAUGUGGUGUUAUUCUGCAUUCAGGAGUUGAUAUUCCCAACUGUGAUUGCUUAUAAGAUACCAUGCGAUAAAGAUAUAUAUAUGAAAGAUCUAAAAGCGUUGUUGGAGAAGGACGAGAAGAAAUAUGGUAGAGUGUUGUGUAGGAUAUGGAGUCUAAAUAAAAGAUUGAAAGAAGCUCUGGAAAAAGAACCAGUGAGAGCUGUGAUCACUACAUACACUGACGAUUACAACAUCAGUGAAGAAAAUAUAAAAAUAUACUCAGAAGAAUUGUUAGAUCCUCUGACCAAACAGGAAGAAGACAUUUUUUCUGUAGGAUCCAGUAAUGAUAAAGAAGAAGUAUGUUAUCUAGAAGGUAUACUUAUUCUCCUCAACAAAGUUAUUCUGGAUAUACUCAAAUCUAUGUUGGAAGAUCCAACGAAGAACGUACAGGAACGGACUAAGUACGUAUUCACACUAAUCAAAAAAUUUUCGAACGAAUUGAACAAAAAGUUGACAGUUGAUUGGGUAAGCACCUGCAUUUCGAAGGUGGAGGAAACUUCUUGGGCAGAAAUAGAGAAACAAUUAGAUGAAGAGAUUGAUAAAGCUGUGAUAGAUUGCAAGGAAGCUGAGAAAAUUGAUACCGAUUUGAUGGAUACAAUAUCUGUCGAUUCCUCCUCAGUGGAUAUUAAAAAAAUUGAUAUUCCCAAAUUGGAAGUUUUUCCAAGCGAUCAUCUCAAAUCUGAGGAAAGUCAUUUUGAGCAGAUGGAAAGUGUUGACGAAGAGAAGUGUAGAGAUUCGAAUUGCUGAUAUAUACGGGUACCUGUUUAGUUGUUAACUUUGGUUACGAGUUUUCUGAAAGUUUAUUUUGUAUAUAUUAUUGUAAAUAAAUAUCGGUAACAAUAUACUCAAUAUAAUAAAGAGUAUGGAACCAGGA
Molecule: messenger RNA, 2525 nt
Organism: Harmonia axyridis
Lineage: Eukaryota; Metazoa; Arthropoda; Insecta; Coleoptera; Coccinellidae
Product: serine/threonine-protein phosphatase 2A 65 kDa regulatory subunit A beta isoform-like
Exons: 5
Coding region: 62-2398 (778 amino acids)
Biological process (GO): protein dephosphorylation
Cellular component (GO): cytoplasm; protein phosphatase type 2A complex
Molecular function (GO): protein phosphatase regulator activity
Source: RefSeq, a predicted model, not a curated record